Lindgomyces ingoldianus is the source of this 846-nucleotide messenger RNA. RefSeq names its product golgi apparatus membrane protein-like protein tvp23. NCBI's taxonomy places the organism in Eukaryota, Fungi, Ascomycota, Dothideomycetes, Pleosporales, Lindgomycetaceae. Gene Ontology annotation, biological process: protein secretion; vesicle-mediated transport. The record is from RefSeq and is a predicted model, not a curated record. The transcript is spliced from 3 exons. The coding region runs from base 30 to 614 and encodes 194 amino acids. Gene Ontology annotation, cellular component: Golgi membrane.
CCGAACUUUCCAUCGCAACUAUUGCAGCCAUGGAGACCGCGCAACAGACGCCCGCGCCGGGUACGUUGAGUUGGAAGCUCAGUAGCCAUCCUAUUACCCUUCUCACGUUUCUGUUCUUCAGAAUUUCAAGUCUAUUAGUCUACCUAUUCGGCCUGCGUCUUUUCACGAGCAACUUCGUCCUCAUAUUCAUCAUCACUAUCCUGCUCCUCGCAACCGACUUCUACUACCUCAAGAAUAUCGCCGGUCGCCGUCUCGUGGGCCUGCGCUGGUGGAACGAAGUGGAUACGGCAACGGGCGAUUCGCGAUGGGUGUUUGAGAGCGCGGAUCCCGAGACGAGAGAGAUUAAUGCAACGGAUAAGCGCUUUUUCUGGCUUGCGUUGUAUGCGCAGCCUGUGCUGUGGAUUCUGUUGGCUAUUGUUGCAUUGGCGAGUUUGGAGUUUAUUUGGCUGACGCUUGUUGUCAUCGCGCUCAUCCUCACAAUUACAAACACCCUCGCCUUCUCCCGAUGCGACAAGUUCAGUCAAGCUACUGGCUUCGCCUCCAGCGCCGUAUACUCAUCCGGGCUAGCGAGAAAUCUUGCGGGUGGUAUGGUGAGUAGUUGGUUCAGAAGAUGAUUUUAUAGCAGGAAAGAGCGAAGAUCGUGUGGGAAGGGAACUGCACCUUGUACUAUCAUCAUUAAGGAAAAAAUAUGUAUAACUGCAUGGACAGAGUAUGGAACAUUAACUAUUUUUUUGGUUGGAGUUGGUCGAGUAGGUAUUACAGCAAAAUAUCCUUUCACACUCGAAAUUGUAAGCGACGUCAACCAUUAUGUCCUCAGUCACACAGGGACGACUUCCUCAUCCUCUU